UCCUUCUUCGAUAAUUGAAAUAACAGAAGUUUCAAAAAUGUUAAUGCCAGCGCUUAACAACAAUGAUGAAAAUGAUGAUGAUGGAGAAGAUAUUUCAAGUGAUGUGGAUUUGGAUUCUAUCGACAAAGAGCCUUUCAUCAGCAACUCGAGAAGUAUAUCAGAAAAGGAUAAUACUCAGGGAAAUAACCCGCCAAAGCAGAAGCGUCGCAGCAGAUAUCCUUUUGGAAAAACAAAAAGAGUGCGUUGGUCCAAGGAGGAACGUGCAGAAAUAACGAGUUUGCUUGGCGAUAUUGAGAAUUUGGAUACGCUGCCCUCCUUAAAGGAUUGUAACAACCUUAUCCAAAACUCUACAUUCCUUAAAAAUCGCACUCCGCCGCAACUGAAAACCUGGAUCGACAAUCAACGGAAAGCAACAGCAAGAAAGCGCUCAACUUAA
Drosophila innubila is the source of this 436-nucleotide messenger RNA. RefSeq lists its product as uncharacterized. The coding region runs from base 38 to 436 and encodes 132 amino acids. The transcript is spliced from 3 exons. The record is from RefSeq and is a predicted model, not a curated record. NCBI's taxonomy places the organism in Eukaryota, Metazoa, Arthropoda, Insecta, Diptera, Drosophilidae.